Messenger RNA from Ramularia collo-cygni, 804 nucleotides. Its product is annotated as related to protein-tyrosine phosphatase. Lineage: Eukaryota; Fungi; Ascomycota; Dothideomycetes; Mycosphaerellales; Mycosphaerellaceae. Bases 1 to 804 code for a protein of 267 amino acids. Gene Ontology annotation, biological process: dephosphorylation. Gene Ontology annotation, molecular function: phosphoprotein phosphatase activity. The transcript is spliced from 2 exons. The record is from RefSeq and is a predicted model, not a curated record.
AUGGCAGACGUACUGCCAUCACCUCCCUUUGUGGAAGUCCCUGGCAUCUAUAACUUCAGAGACAUCGGCCAUGGUCAGGAGGUCCGCUCGGGCCUGGUCUUUCGAUCUGCAGAUCCCUCCAAAGCCACCGAGGCUGGUCUCCAGAAGAUGAGCCAGGACUUAGGAUUGAAAGUGGUAUUUGACCUGCGCUCAGCUCAAGAAAUCGCCCGUGAUGGCCCUGAAUGGGCGGGCGUCGAAGUAGACAAGACCCAGCCGUUCGAGGGAGUAGGCAUCAAAAGAGAGUGGGUUCCUGUGUUCGCGACUCAGGACUAUGGCCCAGAGGCGGUGGCGAUACGCUAUCAAUAUUAUACCUCCGGCAAGGAGGGCUUUGUCAAAGCAUACCAUGACAUCCUGAAAGCUGCGCCAACAGCAUAUUCGACGAUCUUCAGGCAUCUCGCCCAGCCUAAUCCAAGUCCCUGUCUGGUCCAUUGUACAGCGGGCAAAGAUCGGACCGGUGUGCUGGUGGCGUUGCUGUACUUACUGGCGGGCGUGGACAAGGACAGCAUCGCAGAGGAGUACUCUUUGACGGAUCAAGGAUUAGCUCCUUUGAAACCACUCUUCAUAGAGCGUCUUCUGCAAAACCCUGCGCUCAAAGGCAACAAGGAAGGAGUAAUGACAAUGGUCAGCUGCAAAAAGGACAACAUGGUUGCUACACUUGAGAUGAUAGAGAGGGAUUUUGAGAGCCCGGAAGCGUACAUGAAGAAGCAGUGCGGCAUGAGCGAUCAGGAGAUUGAGCAGUUGAAGAGCAAUCUUAGACAGGGCUAG